Messenger RNA from Pelobates fuscus (common spadefoot toad), 2759 nucleotides. It is a transcript of the gene SLC41A3, whose product is annotated as solute carrier family 41 member 3. The transcript has 11 exons. Gene Ontology annotation, cellular component: plasma membrane. The coding region runs from base 392 to 1831 and encodes 479 amino acids. Gene Ontology annotation, molecular function: monoatomic cation transmembrane transporter activity. NCBI's taxonomy places the organism in Eukaryota, Metazoa, Chordata, Amphibia, Anura, Pelobatidae. The record is from RefSeq and is a predicted model, not a curated record. Gene Ontology annotation, biological process: monoatomic cation transport.
GUUUUAAUUAACCGUUGCAGUACAUGGUGAGAUAUGGCCCUUCUAUGUAUGAGAGGUUGUAUAUUUGAAGCAGAUGUCUUUCCGAAAGAUGUAUAGAUUGUGAACCUCUCUAAGUCGCACUCACUACUCAAUGACAUUUAACCCCUGAAAUGAGGAUAAUGCUGAACGGUCAGAAAUUGAACCCUGUCAUUUUAGACAUGAGGUUUAGAAUGCGGCCCCAGCACAGUGACAGCUGUACAGGCUCAUUACUGUCACUGUUAGUCUCACCAACUUUCUCCCAACACGGUACAUUGUUCAAGAAGUACGAACGAAUUAGUUCCUCUGGAUUGUAUCAACUUCAAGCACUAAUUAUCACCAAAGCAUACAGGGCGCUGUCUAAACAAAGGUCAAAAUGAAGGGAGACGAUGCCCGGCAGAGAAAAAAAGAGGGGAGAGCCAAGAAUGGGGAGCGUUCCAAGCAAAGAGGAAAGAACAGAAGCAAACACAAUGAGAGCCGUGCUGCUGCCCGGGAGGUAGUGGAGGAACAGAUGCCACUCAUCCCAGAAAAGCGCCCACCUGAGAAAAAGGCACCCAUGAAAAGGCCAGGGGAUGAAGCAGCCACAACCAUUGCCUUGCAGGUGAUUUUCCCAUACCUCCUUGCAGGGCUGGGCAUGGUGAUGGCAGGAAUGGUGUUGGAUAUGGUUCAGCAUUGGGAUGUCUUUAAAACAAUCACAGAAAUCUUUAUUCUGGUGCCGGCAUUGGUGGGUCUUAAAGGUAACCUGGAAAUGACACUGGCAUCCCGACUCUCUACAGCAGCAAAUACCGGGCAGUUGGAUGACCAGAAAGAGAGGUGGAAGUUAGCCAUUAGUAACUUGGCGUUAAUUCAGGUUCAGGCCACAGUGGUCGGGCUUCUGGCUGCUAUUGCUGCUGUCAUCUUGGGUGCCAUGUCUAAAGGUUACGUGGAGAUGGACCAAGUUUUUGUACUCUGUGCCAGUAGCGUCACCACAGCAUUCAUAGCGGCUCUGUCCUUGGGAAUAGUUAUGAUUUGUGUCAUCAUUGUAUCAAGAAAGGUUGGGGUAAACCCAGACAACGUUGCAACUCCAAUAGCAGCCAGUCUCGGAGAUUUGAUCACUCUUUCACUGCUGGCAGGAAUUAGCAGCACUCUGUAUUCCUAUAGAGAUUAUCAGUACUUAUCCCCUGCUAUCUGUGCCAUCUUCAUUAUCUUGAUCCCACUGUGGGUGAUAAUAGCCAAACAAAGCCCAUCCAUUGCCGAGGUUCUGAAAUCUGGCUGGCAGCCUGUAAUUGUGGCCAUGUCUAUAAGCAGCACUGGUGGCCUGAUUCUGGACAAGACUGUUACAGACCCCAAAUUUGAAGGAAUGGCUGUAUUUACACCGGUUAUUAAUGGUGUUGCUGGUAACCUGGUUGCCAUACAGGCUAGCCGAAUCUCAACCUUCCUUCACUUCUGGAGUGUGCCUGGUGUGUUACCGCACCGAAUGAAGCAACACUGGCCGGACCCGUAUACCACCUUUUUCUCUGCAGGUGUCAAUUCGAAAUCUGCUAGAGUAUUAUUCUUGUUGGUGGUCCCUGGGCACCUGCUCUUCCUCUACACAAUCUACUUCUUACAGGGAGGGCACAUCUCUCUCACUCCACUGUUUGUGACACUAUAUUUGGCUGCUGCCCUGCUGCAGGUUGCCAUUCUGCUGUAUAUUGCUGACCUCAUUGUGCGGUUCGUAUGGAGAAAAGAACUCGAUCCUGACAACUUCUCAAUCCCUUACCUCACAGCCCUCGGGGACCUCCUUGGGACAGGGUUCCUGGCACUGUGCUUCCGGAUAGUUUACCUUAUCACAGGAUGAUAGAACAAUAUGUUUUUAGCACCAGAAUGACACUAUAGAGGUGUGUUUCAACCCCCCCAUCCCCCUCUAUUUAACAACCCGCCAUGAUUUUAAGAAAGAAAAAAGGUAUUCUAUAAAACAACUACAUUUCUCUAACCAUUUGGUUAAAAAUACCUAUGAUUAAUAUUUAAAAACCUGCACCACAUUUAUUUAAGAAUUAUUAUAAUUUUUUUUUUUAAGUAUAUGUUAAUCAGACUUUGUUGGUUUAAAAUGAAGUAUUGGAAUGAGAAAAUUACUCCAAAAGACCCUGAAAUAAGGCUUUAGUGUUUACAGUGCACAGGAAUAGAAACACAGUUUGAGCCAGGAUUGUUUCAUUAUUUUGAAAAAACUAUUUUGUGGUUUGUUUGUUUUAAACAUUUGUAAUGCAUUCUCUGCUCAGGAAAGCUAUAUGUAGUGAAGGAGUUAAUGGGUUUGAUAAAACCUCACAGUGCCUGCCAGCAGGUAAAUAUGGGAUAAACCACAGAGCACACAGAACAAGGGGGGGGACUGUUCCCACCUCAAUAGAGACUUAUUCACACACUGGCCUCCUGUUUACCGACUCACUGGCCAUUCCGUUACAUGGCACACCACUCUAACUGUUCACCCCAAACCUAGUGAAGAAAGAACCACAGAAGUGGAACGGGGAGCACAUUUUAAAAUCGCAAAAACGUUCACACUUUGCAAAAAGGAGUCGUGUUGAGAUGGGCAAAAAUAGACAAUAUGGAUUGGAGGGGGAAAUAAAUCCAUCCUGCAGUAAAAUGUGUUACUCUAUACGUAGAGACCCAUCUUGUUUUGGAUCCAAGUACAAAUUCUAAGCAGAAAAGUAAAGCAAGUUGUGUAUUUAUUUUUAUAUUUGGAUGAAUUGUGUUUUAAUAAAAUCAUACUUCCAAUAUGGAGAUCUGUACCAUUA